This is a messenger RNA of Sabethes cyaneus, 927 nucleotides long. RefSeq lists its product as uncharacterized. Bases 1 to 927 code for a protein of 308 amino acids. The transcript is spliced from 7 exons. Lineage: Eukaryota; Metazoa; Arthropoda; Insecta; Diptera; Culicidae. The record is from RefSeq and is a predicted model, not a curated record.
AUGUACGGAAAGCAAACGUGUGAUGAUCAAUUUAAAUUGUCGAGUUACGCCUGCAAUCUUCCCAAGGAAAAUUCAAAUGUCUACCAGAGAUACUUGGACAAAAUAAAAAUGAUUGGACGAAUAGACCCGUAUACCAUUAAAUUUCAAAAACCCGAAUUGCCUACUAAAGUGACGACGGGGAGUGUAAUAGAUUAUUUGAUAAACUUUCGGUCGCCUUACACCGGGAAUAUAAUAAAAAACAGUCGCAGUAUGGAAGGAUACAAAAAAUUCGAAAAUGGAUUUGUACAUUCAGUAGAUGGAAAGCUUUUGGGAGAAGAAUACAUCGUGAUGGGUAAGGUUAUUCAUUCAAUGCGGUUGAAUGAAUCUAUGCUACGUCCUUGGAUUAUUGUAAGGAAACCGGGUAAUAUUUUAUGUGCUCAUUGCAACUGUAUUGCGGGUAUCAGUGAAACAUGUUCACACGUAAGUGCCGUUCUUUAUUCGCUGGCGAACUUGCAUGCUCAAUGUACUGAUAGAAGGAUAACGGUAACGGAUAUACCUGCUUAUUGGUGGCAGCCACUAAAGCUUGUUAAAGAAGAUAUUUAUAAGCAAGUGAAGGAUACUAAUAAUGGAAACGCAACAAACAAAUUUUGCGACAGUAACAGUGUACCAACACGCGAAGAAUUUUGUAACCUGUUACAAAAAAUUGGCAAGGACGGAGGGGAUGAAGUAAUAUUAAACAGAAUAUGCAAUAAAGCCACUUUUGCUUGCAAGGACUGCAGAAGAGAACGAUUAAAGUUCACCAAUAUACAGGCCAAACGUACUAUUAAAUCCACAACGUUAAAACCAUUCUCAAACCGUCUCAAGGAGUCUACUAAAAUCGUCCCUUUAAGCCACCAUAUCAUGUAUGUCGAAUCCUUUGUCUGCCAGGACAACGUCACGCUCUUCUAG